UUAAUUGUUAAAAUGUUUAACAAAAUGAACUGUUGGAUAAAGUUUUCAAAACUUGUGAUCCAUACGGCUAUUAUUGUGACAUUUUUUGCGGCAAUCUAUGAAUGUGUUAACUUUGACUACAAUAAUCCAAUUGCUCAGACAUUGUACGGUCAGGUCAGAGGAAAGCCAUACACAUUGCCGGCCACAGGAACGGGAUUUAAUAAACAAGUUAUUGCUUUCAUUGGUAUACCCUAUUCACGGCCGCCAACCGGUUACGAUAGGUUUAAUCCUCCUCGAAACCCUGAUUCGUGGUCACCGGAUAUCAAAGAUUGUACGGGAAAUCGGGUAAUGUGUCCGCAAGUGGAACAACGGUUUGAAUAUACGUUAUCCGAGACUAUACUCGAGUCCGAGGAUUGUCUACAACUUAACAUUUAUGCCCCGAUCUAUUCCAAUCAGUUUACAGUUCAGUUGCCAGUACUCGUCUAUUUUCACGGCGGAGAGUUUAAAUACGGUGGCAAAGACUUCUUUAAGCCGGACCAGCUCUUAGAGAGUUCACUUAGUGAUGGCAAUGGUAUUAUCAUUAUUACUGUUAACUACCGGUUGGGACCAUUAGGUUUCAUUUCCGCCGAUGACAUCAAUAUUCCCGGAAAUAACGGCAUUAGAGAUCAGUUACAGGCGUUGCGAUGGAUUAGUGAAAACAUUGGUUCAUUCAAUGGUAACUCAAACAAUGUGACAAUUAUGGGUCACGAUGCCGGUGCCAUUUCCGUCUCUAUGCAUGUCCUCAAUCAGGAGGCGUGGCCCUUUUUUCAAUCUGCCGUUUCGAUCGGUGGAACGGUAUUCACUCCGUGGGCUUUUAAAGAUAAUCCUAAAGAUCAGGCCAUGAACUUCGGUAGCUUUUUUGGAUGUGACAUACGAACCGAUAAACUGUUGGACUGUCUCCGCAAUCAGGACUGGAGUGCACUGAUGGGCAAAUCCAGGGACAGGGAUAUGGACCGCAAUUACGAACCGUAUUGGUUUCGACCAGUGGUCGAUCGUAACGUGUCAUCGUCAGCCAUAUUGAAAGACUGGCCACUAAAUCUGUAUCAAAAUAGUCUGUUUAAACCCUGUCCUUAUGUUUUGGGUUUCACUAAAGAUGAGGGAACGUUAGAAUUUUACCUACAAAAAGCAAGAGUAGAUAAUAGACAGACUAAUGAAGAGAAAAUAGCAUUUCUCAUUAGGCCUUUCCUUAAGGAAUGGGCUUCGGAAGACAUUAUAGCGUCGGCAAUAUAUUACCAAUAUUUUGCACGCAAUCAAAGUCGUGUGAAUGUAGCCCUAAAUCCCGAUCCAAUGGGUAAUCUCGCUCCGGGAAUGAACAACCGAUUAUCAUACGGUGUACUACCAAACAACCGAAACCCGGCCCCCUAUCAGGGAUCCAUGUCUAAUGUGAAUACACAAUAUCAAGGGGGGACAAUGGAGUUUCAAAAUGAUAAAAUAUUAUCUGAAAUGCUGGGUGAUUUUCUAUACCUGGCACCCACCGACUAUGUGGCCCGACUGCACUCAGCAAUGGGCGGUAAAGUCUGGCUAUUUGCGUUUGAGUACGAGGGCAGCAAAUCAUUCGGACCCAUGCAAAUCAAAGCUACACCAAUAUCCCGUCCCGCCUAUGGUGUUACCCAUAUGGACGACACAUUUUAUGUUUUACCUAACGAGUAUUCACGUGACAAUCCUGUCCAGGAUGCUCAACUGACCAAAUGGUAUACCGGACUGUUUGUCACACUUUCCAAACUCAAUACAAUACCCACCGGAUAUGGCAGCUCUACAGUAUUCAAUUGGCGUCAGUAUACACCACAAACACCAAGUUAUUUACUCAUUUUUCAAAGGGCUGGUAUUAUGCCUACAUUUAAGGAGGCGCGCAACCCGUUAGAGGGUUAUCGUACACAACAGGCAGACUUUUUCAAUGGAUUUAUCUAUAAAUUGCAGGAUAAGACCAAAGUAUAUCCCAGUCCUUUCCCAUACUCUGAGUUUAAGGGUUAUCGGGCGGCCACGUGGUCACUGUUCGGCUUUAUUGUGCUUUUAUUAGUCAUAAUCAUAGCACUGGCAGCUGUACUGUGUUUCAAGAGACGAAAGACCAAUGAAUUGAAACUUUUGCGCCGAAAUGAUAAGGAAAUGGAGGAAAGGUUUAAUACAACAGAUUAUUCCGAAAAUGAGAGAUUAUAA
Molecule: messenger RNA, 2172 nt
Organism: Oppia nitens
Lineage: Eukaryota; Metazoa; Arthropoda; Arachnida; Sarcoptiformes; Oppiidae
Product: venom carboxylesterase-6-like
Exons: 7
Coding region: 13-2172 (719 amino acids)
Source: RefSeq, a predicted model, not a curated record